This is a messenger RNA of Platichthys flesus (European flounder), 2343 nucleotides long. RefSeq names its product POU domain, class 3, transcription factor 4-like. Lineage: Eukaryota; Metazoa; Chordata; Actinopteri; Pleuronectiformes; Pleuronectidae. Bases 1 to 1089 code for a protein of 362 amino acids. The record is from RefSeq and is a predicted model, not a curated record. Gene Ontology annotation, cellular component: nucleus. The transcript has a single exon. Gene Ontology annotation, molecular function: DNA-binding transcription factor activity, RNA polymerase II-specific; RNA polymerase II cis-regulatory region sequence-specific DNA binding. Gene Ontology annotation, biological process: regulation of transcription by RNA polymerase II; brain development.
AUGGCCACAGCUGCCUCCAGCCCCUACACCCUGCUCAGCUCCAGUCCAAUGAUCCACCCGGACAGCCAGGCCAUGCAGCCUGCUAGCCCCUACAGAGGACACCAGAAACUCCUCCAGAGUGACUACCUGCAGAGCGUCCAGAGCAACGGACACUCCCUCGGGCACCAGUGGGCGAGCAGCCUGUCGGAGGGCAGCCCCUGGUCGUCCUCCAUGGAGCAGCAGGACAUCAAACCAGGCCGGGAGGACCUGCAGCUCGGCAUCAUCCAUCACCGGUCCUCGCACGUAGCGCAUCACUCCCCUCAUCACAACAACCAUGGUAACCACCCGGGAGCCUGGGGAACUCCCGUGUCCCACAACUCCUCCAUCACCAGCGGGCAGCAGAUCAACAUCUACUCCCAGACGGGCUUCACUGUCAACGGCAUGCUGGACCACGGCGGGCUCACGCCUCCACCCAACCAGCAGGGCCAAGGCAUGCACCCGGGCCUCAGGGACACGCUCAGCCCAGAGCACAGCGACCUCGGCGGGCACCACUGCCACGACCACUCCGACGAGGAGACGCCGACUUCGGACGAGCUGGAGCACUUUGCCAAGCAGUUCAAACAGCGGAGGAUCAAGCUGGGCUUUACGCAGGCGGACGUGGGGUUGGCUCUGGGCACGUUGUACGGCAACGUCUUUUCCCAAACCACCAUCUGCAGGUUCGAGGCUCUGCAGCUGAGCUUUAAAAACAUGUGCAAACUAAAGCCGCUGCUAAACAAGUGGCUGGAGGAGGCGGACUCGACCACGGGCUGCUCGAGCAGUAUAGACAAGAUAGCAGCUCAGGGGAGGAAGAGGAAGAAGAGGACGUCCAUCGAGGUGAGCGUGAAGGGGGUGCUGGAGACGCACUUCCUCAAGUGUCCCAAACCCGCCGCGCAGGAGAUCACGGCGCUGGCGGACUCGCUGCAGCUGGAGAAGGAGGUGGUGCGCGUGUGGUUCUGCAACCGGCGGCAGAAGGAGAAGCGCAUGACACCGCCGGGGGAGCAGCCGCCGCACGAGGGACCCUACUCGCACAGCGGGAGCGCGGGGGACGCGUCCUCGUGUCACGAUCUCUGACCGAAGCAUCGGGAGGAAUCCCAGCACCACAACCCCCCCCACCCUAACCCCGGCACAGACUCUCGAGCGCACGGGGCGCGAGGCGGCGGCGCCUUCCAGUGCGCAGCGCCUGUCCCGGUACGGACUCGUCCCAGACGCCUCUCCAGCACUGAAACAAUAACAAGAGAUACCCGUCCAGCCUUCGUCGUUUUUCUAACUGUCAUGAGGGCAUUACUCUAUUCUAUAGCGGCAUAUCACACGUCACAUUUCACCUGUUCUUUUUUUUUGGAGCCAAAAUGAUUUUCUACAUCACGGAUCUAAAUACAAAAUGUGCCUAUAUAAUGAUAACCUGCCAGCGCCUUUGGUUUGUGGUUUGUGUCACCAUUCUCCCAUCAGCUCGAUAAUAAUGACCGUGUGGGGACUGAUGCUUUUUGACUUGUUUUGGCUUCUCUCUCACGCACACACACGCACAUGCACACCUACACAUUUACACACACACACACACACACACACAAAGACACACGCACACACUUGGCCUGUGCUGUAUGAUCAGCGGAGUGAAACUGAUAAUAAUAUCACUUUUCUUAAUUGAUUUGUUGCAGCACCAGAGGCCAUUUUACAGUCCACCUCGCGCUUCCCUACGGGCUUAUACACGACGCUUUAGUUCUCUGCAUAUUUACAUUUACAACAUACUCUCAGCAGAUCUGUAAUUAUUAUUAUAUUUUAUUAUUAUUGGUGCAUAUGCAGACACGGGCCUUCAUUCCAGAUGUAGAGCUACCAACAUAAUAGCACUUGGAGGAUUUUCUUUUAUUUACAUCCUCCCCAAUGGCCUUGUGAAGCAACACACACACACACACAGACAGACACACGCACAGUCAGAGCUAUUUAUAAACUCAUUUAUUUGAUUUCAAUCAUCUUCGACCAUACAAACUGUGUGGACUCUGAACCAGAGCCGAGAGCAGAGACAGAGAGAGGGGCUUGACUGACGCUAUACACCUGCCUAUAAUUUUAUUGUACGUUCACUAUCAAAAAAUCUUUUUAUAAUCUUAAAUACUCCUGUUAUUUGGUUUAUUUUUUAAGUAUUUUUUCGAAUAUUGUACAGUUUUAUAUAUUACCCUUUUUGAAGUCAUUAAUUUAAACAAAUGCUCUUAGUUAUUCAUGCACUUAAUUAGCAAUGUAAAAAAAACAAAAUAUUUUCAGUAAGAUUGAACUGUUUCGGCGGUUUUAUUCCAAAUUUCGAUGAACAGCUCGAGUGAUUAUUUAUUUUCAGUAUAA